Messenger RNA from Esox lucius (northern pike), 1550 nucleotides. RefSeq names its product four and a half LIM domains 1a (gene fhl1a). The transcript is spliced from 6 exons. Lineage: Eukaryota; Metazoa; Chordata; Actinopteri; Esociformes; Esocidae. Gene Ontology annotation, molecular function: transmembrane transporter binding. The record is from RefSeq and is a predicted model, not a curated record. The coding region runs from base 134 to 979 and encodes 281 amino acids. Gene Ontology annotation, biological process: muscle organ development.
CCACUUGCUUUUAAGGAGUGUGAACGAGGCGUCUGGGACCUCGCCGAUUAUUCUUACAGUUGGACGUAUCGGUGUGGAGAAAGAAGCGCGCAUCUUUACGGUGAUAGGACCGAGGAGCUACGCUACCUCCACCAUGACUGAACGCUUCGACUGUUACUAUUGCCGUGACAACCUUCAUGGGAAGAAGUAUGUGAAGAAGGAUGAGAAGCAUGUGUGUACAAAGUGCUUCGACAAGCUCUGUGCCAACACCUGCGCUGAGUGUCGUCGCCCCAUAGGUGCUGAUGCCAAGGAGUUGAACCAUAAGAACCGCCACUGGCAUGAGGACUGUUUCCGCUGCGCUAAGUGCUACAAACCCCUGGCCAACGAGCCGUUCAGCGCCAGGGACGAUGGCAAGAUCAUGUGUGGCAAGUGUGGCUCCCGCGAAGACGGCAACCGUUGCCAGGGCUGCUACAAGGUGGUCAUGCCAGGUACUCAGAACGUGGAGUACAAGAACAAGGUGUGGCACGAGGAAUGCUUCACCUGCUUCGAGUGCAAGCAGCCAAUCCGCUCGCAGAGCUUCUUGAACAAGGGCGAUGACAUCUACUGUGGCCCCUGUCAUGACAAGAAGUUUGCCAAGAAAUGCUUCCACUGCAAGCAGCCUAUCACCUCUGGAGGCAUCAGCUAUCAGGACCAACCGUGGCACUCCGAGUGCUUUGUCUGUCGUACCUGCCGAAAGACCUUGGCUGGAACCCGCUUCACCUCCCACGAGGAACAUGUCUACUGUGUGGACUGCUACAAGACCUCGGUGGCCAAGCCGUGCAAUGGCUGCAAGAACCCCAUCACAGGGUUUGGCCACGGGACCAAUGUGGUGAACUACGAGGGCCACUCCUGGCAUGAGUACUGUUUCAACUGCAAGAAGUGCUCACUCUCCCUGGCCAACAAGCGCUUCGUCAUGAAUGGAGAGCUCAUCUAUUGUCCUGACUGCGCCAAGAAGCUGUGAGCGCGGCCAACAAGAAGGCCAGAGAAGAUUCUCGUCCGUGAUUCCUGUCGGGACCUCUAAACCAACUGGAGAGGUCAAGCGGCUCAAUCUACCGUGUGAAACCGCAGGUUAUUGACCUGAAUGAAACCUAACCGCCAUUCAAAGUAAUCUUGUUCCAGUGUUUGAUGUCAGUGUUGAGUACUAACACACGUGUCAACUGGUUUGCUUGUGAUAUGCAAUACUAUAAAGCUUGGCAUAGCCAUAUUAGGGAAUGCCCUUUCAGUGCCUCACUGGAAGAAUACUAAUAUGUUACGAGACAUGUUACAUGCUUCCUGUAACUUGUUGAAUUCUAUACUAAUUUUCCUAAAUUAACAUCAUAUCUCUGAAGUGAUGUAUUAAAAGACCUUAUAUAUGAAGGUCUCGUGUAGGUCUUCAUGUAAUAAUCAGAAUGGAUAAACUGGGUCUUUCUUUGAAAGUAUUAAAAGGUGUUGCUCAGAAAUACUAAUCAUGUGGUCAUCUCGUUCUGAAGUGGAGGGACAGUUUGGUAUGUGAAUGCAGAUUUUUAAGGAUCAAUAAAGGCAAGAGACCAAAA